Haemorhous mexicanus (house finch) is the source of this 2197-nucleotide messenger RNA. RefSeq names its product nascent polypeptide-associated complex subunit alpha, muscle-specific form-like. The record is from RefSeq and is a predicted model, not a curated record. The transcript has 5 exons. NCBI's taxonomy places the organism in Eukaryota, Metazoa, Chordata, Aves, Passeriformes, Fringillidae. The coding region runs from base 119 to 1948 and encodes 609 amino acids.
GCUGGGGGUGGGGGGGACGCGGAGCCACCGGCAGAGCAGCGGCGCAGCAGGAGGGACCCAUCGCCACCGACCUCCGCUCGUUCCCCCCCGAGACCCCCCCAAAAGAGGGACCCCCACCAUGGAGGAGCUGCUGGAGCUGGGCCCGGGCUCCGAAUUGGGGAGGGGGCUCCGCCUGGCCCGCGACAGCCGCGGGGUCUACGUGGCCGAGGCUCCCAAAUCCCUGCGGCUGCGCCAGGGUGACCGUGUCCUGGGGGCGAGGGUCUCCUUCGAGGGGGCGACCCCCGAGGCCGUGGGGCGGCUGCUGGAGGGGGCCGGGGGCUGCCGCGUGUCCCUGCACCUGCGCCGGGGGACCCCCGGGACCCCCGAGGGACAGCGGGACAGCACGGCCAGGCUGCCCAUGGCGAUGCCCGCGGCCCCCCAGAAGCCGCCCGCAGCAGCGCCCGCCGCCGCCGCCGCCCCGCUCUCGGUGGAACUGGCCCUUCCCAAGCUCCCGAAGCUGCCCAAGCCCCGCGGCGCCCCCAGCCCGGUCCCCCCGGAGCCCCCGCGGCCGCCGCGGCCCCGCCUGACCGUGCGGGAAGCGGCCGCAGCCCGGACACCGCCCCCGGAGCCCCCCGAGCUGCCCCCGGCCGGCUCCGGGCCCCGCAUCCCGGCCGUGGAGGUGGCGGCUCCCAAGGGGUCCCUGGGGCUGAGCCCACCCCCGUGGGCAAAGGGGAGCCCGGCCACGACCCCCGAUGGUGCCGGAGGAGAUGAGGAGGGGGCUCCCGGCGCUCGGGGGGGAUUCCCGGCCCUCCGCGUCCCCUCGGUGCCCAUCGAUGUCCCCAAAGCCGCCGUGGAGCUGGUCCCGGAGCUCGGCCUCGCUAGCCCGGAGCCCCCCGGCGGUAGCCCGGACGCGGGCUCCCGGUUUGCCGAGGGGCUGCGGAAGCUCAGCCGGGAGCUGGAGGCUCCGGCGGUGGAAAUCGCCCCCAAGCCCCCCAAAUUCCGCCUCCCCCGCCUCGGGUGGGCGCUGGCCAAGCUCCGGGAGGGCGGCGGGACCCCGCCGGCAUCGCCCACGGGGAUCGCCAUUCCCAGCGUGGAGCUGGAUCUGGGGGCGGUGGGAGACGCCGGGGCCAAGCUGAAGGUGCCCAAAUUGUCGCUGGCGCCGUUCGGUGACAUCGAGGACGGUCCCCGCUUCGCGAUCGGGGCCGCUCCGGGCUCCCCCCGGCUCCGCGCCCCGCGGUUCGGCAUCGCGGCGGCGGCGCUGCCGAAAUUCGGGGGCUCCAGCCCCGACCUCCGCCCCGGGGGGGUCCCCAAAGCUCCCCCGAAACGGGGGGGCAGCGCCGAGAGCCUGAUCCUGGGCUGGACGGCACCGGAGCCCCCCGGGACCCUCCGGUCCAGGCCGAAAUCUCGGGGGGCUUCGGCGCCGCCGUGGCCGCCCCGGAUCCCCAUCCCCGCCGUGGGGUUCGCCCUGCCGGGAGCAGAACCGGGACCGGCACCGGAGCGCCCCGAGGCCCGCCGGGCUCCGGAGCCGCCGGUGCUGAAGGUUCCGGUUCUGGAGCUGGCGCCGCCGGGCUUGGACGGCACCUCGGAACCCCCCGGGCGCCGCUUUGGGGUGAAACUCCCCAAAUUCGGGGCCGGCUCCUCCCGGAGCGGCGCGGGAUCCUCCGGGAGGAUGAGGAGGGGCGGCUCCAAGCCCGUCCCUGAGGAAGGAGGAGCCCCCCGGGAUGGGAACCCCCGGCGGCGCCGGUGGGUGCCCAGGGUGGGUUUCACCCCCGGGGGGGCCUCGCCGGAGCCCCCCAAAUUGGGGAGGAUGCGGUUCCCCGAUGUGGAGCUCUGCCCCGGGGACCCCCAAAUCCCCGGGAUCGGGGGGAUCUCCUCCCGCUGCGAUCCUGGGGGGCUCCGGGCCGAGGGGACCCCCAAAUUCCAGCUGCCGCAGCUGGUGCUGAGCCCCCAAAUCUGUGGCGAGCCGUGAGCCCCCCCCCUCCCGACCUGGGGGGGCUUUGGGGACCCCCCAAAGCGGCGACUGAGCUCCCCCGGACCCUCUCUAACUCCCUCCCUCUGAAAUUCCUAAUCCAGCCUUUUUUGGGGGGGCUUUGAGGCUUUUGGGCCCAUUUUUGGGGUGUUUCUAUUAACCAGGGAAGGGGGUACGAGGCUGUUGCCCCCCACUCCGGCCCCUCACGCUUGUUUUGGCCAGAAUAAAUGUUAAUCCCAAAAAAAAAAA